ACUUGAAAUGACUUCGUAAUUUACUGCAAGCUUGAUAAAAGACCCUUCUUUCUGUUUGAAGUUCAUCGGAUUUUAUAAAUUCUCAAUCAAUUAAUUUACAUAGAAUGCUAUCUUUUGACCAUACAUAGAUUACGAUCAUCACUUUAUCAACUUGAUUUGAUUUUUGUUUUAAUUUCCGUUGACUCUAUUCUCUCGUUAAACAGAUUUCUAAACCAAAACAAGCCUUCCUUAUCACUUCUCAGACUCUCCUUCUGAAACUCGAUUCCUCCAAGAUCUCAACAAAACUUUAUAUCUUACACAUAUCUUCAUAACCAAAUCAAAACCUCAUCACCAAACCAAUCAAAAACAAUGAAUCAAGCUAAUCGUAGAAAACGUGAAACUCAAUCCAAACCAUCAUCAAGCUUAUCAUUAUCAUCAUCAAUGUCAUCAUCAUCACCUAAACCAAAAAACAUAAAUUGUAAAAUCAUACCAAAGAAUCAAGCAGCAUUUGUUUCAAAAUUAUUUAAGAUUUUGGAAUUAGAAGAAAAACGUUUGAUUAGUUGGUCUACUUUAGGUGAAAGGUUCUUGGUCUUUAAUCCAAUUGAAUUUUCAAAAUUAAUUUUACCUUUACAUUUUAAACAUAAUAAUUGGCAAAGUUUUGUUAGACAAUUGAAUAUGUAUGGGUUUCAUAAGGUUCAUAAUUCAUCAACUUCUGGUCAUGCAUGGGAAUUCCGUCAUCCACAUUUUCGUAAAGGAAGACCCGAUCUGAUCACACUAAUCAAACGAAAAUCAACCCGUAACAGUACAAGUUCGACCACCACCAAACCUACGAUCCCACCAAUCUCUUCAACAACCUCAAUCCCAUCAACAUCACCAAUUCCAACCCCUCCAGCACCACCACCUCACCC
This is a messenger RNA of Melampsora larici-populina 98AG31, 887 nucleotides long. RefSeq lists its product as uncharacterized. Gene Ontology annotation, molecular function: DNA-binding transcription factor activity; sequence-specific DNA binding. NCBI's taxonomy places the organism in Eukaryota, Fungi, Basidiomycota, Pucciniomycetes, Pucciniales, Melampsoraceae. The transcript has 2 exons. The annotation marks the transcript as partial. Gene Ontology annotation, biological process: regulation of DNA-templated transcription. The record is from RefSeq and is a predicted model, not a curated record.